AUAGAGGUUUUUUGUUGUUGCGACAAAUGACAUGCAGCCUGUGCAUGUUUGUUUUGAAUUAGCCAGCCAGCACAAAACUGGUUUAUCUUUGCACACUGGUGCAACACUGGGCAUGUGUAUGAAGCCGUAGUCCAGCCCUGCAACCCGCCCACCACCCUCCCCUCUUCCAUUCGGUGCGUCUCGGUCCGCCCGCAGCAGUCUCCUUUCCCGGCGAGGUUUCACUACAGAGAUGGCUGCGAAAGUGUGCAGAUCAGUACUCCUGUUGUCCCGGAGCAGCGGAGCGGGGGCCGGUAGCCUCCCCUCACUUGUUGUCUCUUCACAGCGGCAUCAUCAGCACAUAAGACCGGAUGUACUGUGUGCUCCUUUCACCCGUCAGACUGUCAGGAGAGCACAUGGCCUAUGUUCUGCAUCCCACUCCACACUCUUCACCCAGCCUCCCACUGCCCUGUCUCCACAGGUUUGGAGGGGCGCCCCCUCAUGGCAUGGACAGAGACUGUUGUGUUCCUCUGCUGCUCCAGAAGAGGUGACAGUGGUGUAUCAGAACGGGCUGCCGGUGAUCUCAGUCAGUUUGCCGUCCAGGCGAGAGCGCUGUCAGUUCACCCUCAAGCCUCUCAGUGACUGUGUGGGAGUUUUCCUGCAACAGCUCCAAGCAGAGGACAGAGGCAUCGACCGGGUAGCAAUCUACUCCACGGAUGGAGCGAGGGUCGCCUCCUCCACAGGCAUAGACAUCCUGCUGCUGGAUGAUUUUAAGCUAGUCAUUAAUGACACCACACACCUCGUGCGGCCACCAAGGAAAGAGCUGCUGCCCCAUGAGGAGGCGGAAAGGCUGAAUGACGUCAAGUUUCUGGUGCAGCAACUCUACACCACUCUGCGCAUCGAGGAGCACCAACUCGGCAAGGAACGGGAGCUGAUUGGACGACUGGAGGACCUCAACUCUCAACUCCGCCCCUUAGAGAAGGUGAAGGAGGAGUUGAAUAGGAAGGCAGAGCGGCGUACCACCUGGGUGCUGUGGGGCGGCAUGGCGUACAUGGCUACCCAGUUUGGCAUCCUGGCCAGGCUCACCUGGUGGGAGUACUCCUGGGAUAUCAUGGAGCCCGUCACCUACUUUAUCACUUAUGGCACGGCCAUGGCCAUGUACGCCUACUUUGUGCUUACACGCCAGGAGUAUGUUUACCCCGACGCUAGAGACAGACAGUAUCUGCUGUUCUUCCACAAGGGAGUGAAAAGGACACGCUUUGACAUUGAGAAGUACAACAAGCUGAAGGAUGAUAUCGCUGAGGUGGAGUUGGAUCUGAAGCGUCUUCGGGACCCGCUCCAGCUCCAGCUCCCAGUUCAGCAGCUCACCGCCAGUAAAAAUUGAUAGGAAUUGAUAGGGACUUCCUCCUCUCUCAGCUCCGGCAAACCCCCUUUCCCUCUUCCCUCUUCCGUCCAACACCCUUCUCCCUUCCCUUUUACCCCCAACUCUUUCCUCAGACUCCUCCCUCCCACACCCAAAAAUCCCAUCCCUGUCUUGACUGUGGGAGUUAGUUUUUUCUCCUUUUUUUCUUUUUUUUUUUUUUUUUUUUUUUUUACUUUCCUGACUGAAAACUUCAGUUGGAAUUGCAAGUGAAAACCGCUUAAAGACGAAGAAGGAUGGCGAGAGUACCGGGAAUUUAAAAACUCUCACGGCUGAAGGAUGGCGAGGAUGAUGAAAAGGACAAUGAUGAUGAAGGAAUAACACUGGGCACUAUGGGUAUGCCUAAAGUCUCUGGAGGGACAGCCUGCAGGGAACUCCAGGGGAAUUAUUACACCUCUAGACAAUCCAGAACAGAGGACAUGCAGAGGGGCGUUAAGUGACGUGUGUGUGUGUGUGCAUGUGCGUGCGCAUUUGGUGCGUGCGUGUGUGUGUGGGACUUUUGGGGUACACUGGGACAUCGACCCUGGCCACUCAGCCCUGGUCAACACAGCAGUGUAGUCCUGCUUCCUCUAGCAGUCAAACUGUCAACACACGCACACCUACUCUUGGUAGGCUCCAGAGAGAGUUCCCACCCCACACGUUAAAGUUUACAAGGAAGUCCUUACUGCAGUCGCACCAUCAGGGGGGGCCUUCGUCUUCCUGUGGCUGAACUCUGCUGCCUCCCCCUCCCUGGGCCACGCCUUCUCCAGGUGACGGACAGCUGUCCCUCCCAGUGUGACCUUUGUCAGGAGCUUGUCUCGACUUGCAGGACAUAGGCAUGACGACGCCUGGUUUCCUCUUCCUGUUGACGUCUUGUAGCGGCCCGGUCUGCGUAUUGAGUAUGAGAGUACUACCGACAACAACAUCACUGUGUGUUCUUUUAUUCCAAAAAAAAAUAUUUUGGCACUUUUUAUUUUGAAAGCCAUAGUAUAUUUGUUAUGAAAAGAAUAUAAAUAUAUAUAUAUAUAUAUAUGUAUACAAUCAAAUAAACAGAUGACCAGAGGCUAGUUUUUUUCAGUGGGGGGAGGAGCUCUCUUACAAACAUCAGAAACUCAUUUACAUCCUCUGAAGAUCUCCUGCCAUGAAGGACACCCGCUAACAGUCCAACGCACACACACACACAAAGCAUAAUAAUGUAUGCAUUUACUAACUUGAACUAACUAUUUUAUAUUUUGUUAUGACAAACGCACACAAUUUAAUUCACAGUAACAACGUCCUAGGCUGGAUGUAAGGCUCCUGUGCAUGGCCACCAAAGAGAGGGAAACCAUGUUGAAGCCAAAUCAGGGUGAAAAUGGCUUUGAUUGGAAUUGAUUUUGAGCAAUGCAGAUGGGAUGGGGAUAAAGCCAUGCUUGACCUGUAUAAUCAUCUCAUGAAUACAAAGAUUGCUGCGGAAAUGCUUAACAUAAUGGAGGCGUUAAACUGUGUAGUGACCAUUGUCUCAGACGAACCCACAGGCAAUGUAUACAGUAGUUUAAUACAUCUGAUGAACUGAGAGGCUUUUAAAAAGAGUAAAGCCGCAAUAUACAGCAGGUGCAGGAUUUGAGUAAAUUGCCUGCAGUUCAAUAUUUUCUCCUUUUCCAAUCGAAAGUAUUGUUCUUAGAGGUGUAGGUUAUCAGAUUUUCAGUGACCUGGCCUUUAAUUUAGCAGCAUGUGAUGUGCAUUUCAACAAUGUUUUCAUUAUUCUCCCUUUACAACGCUUAUUGACAAAAUAACAGAAGGCUACAUCUAAAAAAAAAAAAAAGCAUCAUGGCACUGAUUCCCAGAGGCUUUUUUGAGUUUUCUCCUCCCACUGUUGCUGUAAUGCCCCCCUGCUCCCCCCCGAUGACACGGCAGGGUAGACUGCAUGCUGUGGUGUGCCCUCAGUAGAAAUUUGUGAAUGUGUAGGAGCAUUAUUGCAAUUUUGUACCUAAUUGGACACUUUUCUUUGCCACAUCUAGCUGAAGUCUCAUCCCCUCCCCGAUGGGUUAAAUCAAAGGUUAUAGAAGCCAUAUGUUUAUGUUGUCCAUUUUUUGGGGAUGGUCACUAAAUAAACCUUUGUCAGCUUCACUUAGUUUUCUGUUCAGGGUGAGGAUUGAAGGCCCCUGUAAAUGACAUGACGUCCCCGAACAUAGUCUAAUUCAAGAUCCUGCUUGUGUGUCUCGUGGCUGAAUCCUACUGAACAGAUCCUUGUGUUUAACUUCUGAUUUUCGAUUAAAAUGCAUGCUUUUAGGUCAAAUCAAAAGUUAGCCAUGCAGAUCUCAAGGCAGGAUUUGGUCGUGUGUGUGUGUGUGUGUGUGUGUGUGUGUGUGUGUGUGUGUGUGUGUGUGUGUG
Molecule: messenger RNA, 3745 nt
Organism: Perca flavescens (yellow perch)
Lineage: Eukaryota; Metazoa; Chordata; Actinopteri; Perciformes; Percidae
Gene: mcu
Product: mitochondrial calcium uniporter
Exons: 9
Coding region: 230-1360 (376 amino acids)
Biological process (GO): calcium import into the mitochondrion; mitochondrial calcium ion homeostasis
Cellular component (GO): uniplex complex
Molecular function (GO): uniporter activity; calcium channel activity
Source: RefSeq, a predicted model, not a curated record